This is a messenger RNA of Talaromyces proteolyticus, 3177 nucleotides long. Its product is annotated as Muniscin C-terminal mu homology domain-containing protein. The record is from RefSeq and is a predicted model, not a curated record. The transcript has 8 exons. Gene Ontology annotation, biological process: septin cytoskeleton organization. The coding region runs from base 189 to 2849 and encodes 886 amino acids. NCBI's taxonomy places the organism in Eukaryota, Fungi, Ascomycota, Eurotiomycetes, Eurotiales, Trichocomaceae. Gene Ontology annotation, cellular component: cell division site; plasma membrane; cytoplasm.
AGAUGGCUUCUCUGUGAUCGUUGUUGCUGCAUAGCUGCGCUGUACAGACCCGACUCGGCUCGAGCCCCGUUAUCAUUAGCUCCUCCUAUCUGAAGGCUCGCAUUAAUCAUUAAUCUCUAGUUCCCGCCUUGCUCUCUCGCUAAUCGCCGCUAUAUUAUGUACUCCACACGACAAUAGGAGCCGCUGCCAUGGAUCUAACAAGACAAGAGUACCCGGCAUUGUUGACAUCGCUGCAGCCGAAUCAGGCUACCACGGUUUUGAACGAUCGCAUUCGUGUGAUUAACAAAGUCAACACUGACAUCGCCGAUUGGUUGCAGGAGCGGAGGCGCGUUGAGGAGCUCUAUGUGCAAGGUCUUCGCAAACUUGCGCGGAGACCGCAGCCAGAGGAGAACGUUUCGUUGGGUGUCUUUCAGAUGCCAUGGAAACGGAUUAUCAAUGCCACCGAAUCGCUUGCAGCCUCACACGAAACUCUUGCAUCGAAAAUCGAAGAAGAUGUGGAGAAACCGCUGAGGGACUAUGGAUCAAGGCACCGCGAGUUGGCCUCGAUGCCUUCAAUUUGUAAUGACCUGGUGCACUUGUCGAAAGGCUUGGAAGCUGCGCAGAAAAAGUUGGAAAAAGCAAAAGAGAAACGGUCCAAGGGCUCAGAAAAAGCAACCGCAGCCUCAACUUCCUUGGCCGAAGCUACUCAACAAUGGGAAUCCCGCGCGCCAUUCGUAUUCGAACAGCUUCAAUCAGUUGAUGAGAGCAGACUUAACCAUCUCCGCGACGUUCUUACCCAACUUCAAACCCAUGAAGUCGACCAAAUAGAACGAAGUCGACAAACCGCCGAAAGUUGUUUGAAUGCCUUGCUUAAUGUCCAGACGGCUGAUGAGAUCAAAACAUUUGCUGCCAAGAUCAAUGGAGGAAGAGAAUCGGCGCCUUUGAGAAGAAGCAGCUCAGUUAAUGCAGCUCCCACGCCUCUAGCUCCCGUGUCGUCACCUCCUGUGUCAACAGAAAUUGCUGAUCUUCCUCCGCCACCUCGUAUUCCUGAUGAUGCGGCUAGCCAGCACUCUAAUCGGUCUGGCCGUUUCGCUCGCGAGCCUCCUCCCGUACCUGAACCCAGACAUACGCCAAAGUUGGGAGGUUUACGCAGGUUGGGAACCGUGAUGAAUCGUCGUAAAAGUGUUGUAUUGGGCUCUGGUUCUUCGAUUUCCGGUCAGGAGAAGAAGAUCCGGCCAGCCUUUACAUUUCGUAGAGGAGAUUCAUCUCGGGAGGCACAGCAACUUCCGUCGACCCCUCCAGGUCGAGAUACCCCCAGCAUUACAGGCGACUUCACAGCUAGCCCUACUACGUCUGUCUCAUUGCGUGAGCCUCCCGUACGCGAAGAAUCCAGCACCAUUGCGCCAAUUCAGGAGGUGACAGAAACAACUGUUACUACAAAUGGAACUACCAAACACGAAGCCACGGGACAGAGCCAAUCAGCAGUCGCCCAGCCACAGAUAGACUCGGAAGGGUAUUCUGAGCGGCCACAGAUUAUCGAUGAGAUAACAAGAGCACAGAGAGAAGCCGCAGGACUGGAGGAAUCAGGCUUAAACCUCAAAAUCCGAGAUGAACCGAUUCACGAAGACGAAGGGCGAGCCAAGCAGGCUAUGGAUGACAUGGCGAAUACGCUACGCAUGCAAGGGUUGCAGUCUGGUGUCAGGCGAAACGCAGGAACCAUUCGUGGUCGACGCGAUGUUCGAAACACUGUUUUUAUAGCGCCAUCAGCAGGCUCAGAACAAGGACCUAGUUCUGGACUUGGUGCAGCACCAGCGGCAUUUCCGAAUACAUUAACCUCUCCAAAUACAUUGGCUGUGUCUCCUACCCCGGCGGCGCCAGCUGCACCUGUCCCAAGCCAGGAAGAUAAAGCAAUGUCAGACACAACGUCGAUUCACUCAUCGCACACGCUGCAUAGUAUUGCGGGUCCUGUUUCUCAUCCAGAGCUACAUGAACCUGGAUUGAAUGCGUCUGUAGUCGAAACAGUCAACAGUUGGUUUGAAGGAGGCAAUAUUACGAAGUCUUUCGUCGUUGGUGAGCUUGCAUUAGCAUACAAUGCCGCCGCAGGUUCCACCACACAAACCAACACAGUACGUCUGGAUAAUUUUGCAUUGCUUGAAAAGGUUGCGGCAAAUCCUUAUUUUGUGGCUGAGGUAUCCAACACUGAUGACGAAAAACGUGGCGAAUAUAACGUGUCUCUGGCAAAGAUUGCACGGCCUAUUCCCACCGUUGCUUUCAAAUAUCAAAUCCAUCUUACGCCCUCCAACCUAUCAUCAUAUUCUCCCGUCAUCUUUACUCCAGCUUGGAAUAUUGAAGAAUUCCAAGCAAGUACUAUUAUUCCUUACAAACUUAACCCAGCCUUUGUGGCCAGCACACCAUUAGAGUCGAUCAUUUUGAAAAAUGUCAUCAUCACUGUCAACUUGGACCUCUCUCCCGAAGACGAGAUAACUAAGCAGCCUCGCGAAGUGGCACGAGCAACAAACGUCGCUAUGUACCCGAACACCGGCGCCGUUUUCCGCCGCAAACAGUCUGCAGUUGUAUGGAAACUGCCCGAAUUAGAGGUUAGAGCUGACUCAGACAGUAAACUGCUUGUUCGGUUUACCACUGCUGUGAGCUGGCCUCGUAAAGGGAAGGUUGAAACUAAAUUCGAAUACGACACAGCGGAAACAUCCCCACGAUUAGGCGUCAGCGUCGCUGAGACUGCAGGACAAAACGAAAAAGACCCGUUCGCCGACGAAGGAACUGCUAUCAACCCAUCUACUCAAGCCUCGAUAGCAUGGAAGGAAAUUCACACUUUGCGGAAACUGACAGCUGGCAAAUAUGUCUCUACGUGAGAUUGCCAAAGGUUUUAAUUUUUCAUAAAAAUUUACUCAACUUAUCUUGUUGUGUCGACUGUUUUGGACAGCCUAUCUUUCGCUUCUCUUGUUUAGUAUUCUGGCUUAACAGCAUUUUCUUCUCACUUUUUAUUACCCCAACAGUGUUUCCUUCCCCAUCUAUAUGAACAUCUUGCUUGUUAAAUAAACCCAUCCCAGCGCUUAUUUCAUAGCCCCGCCCAUCACAAAAUGUUUCAAGUUGGCACUUGCAAUAGAUAUCAACUUUGUGAUCAUGGAUCAAUGUUUUCGAGUAAUAUGAAUAGUGAAUGGAGAUUGUAUACUCUUGGUA